Messenger RNA from Bactrocera dorsalis (oriental fruit fly), 2603 nucleotides. It is a transcript of the gene Mtpalpha, whose product is annotated as trifunctional enzyme subunit alpha, mitochondrial. NCBI's taxonomy places the organism in Eukaryota, Metazoa, Arthropoda, Insecta, Diptera, Tephritidae. The transcript has 6 exons. Bases 160 to 2472 code for a protein of 770 amino acids. Gene Ontology annotation, cellular component: mitochondrion; mitochondrial fatty acid beta-oxidation multienzyme complex. Gene Ontology annotation, molecular function: long-chain (3S)-3-hydroxyacyl-CoA dehydrogenase (NAD+) activity; enoyl-CoA hydratase activity; NAD+ binding. The record is from RefSeq and is a predicted model, not a curated record. Gene Ontology annotation, biological process: fatty acid beta-oxidation.
UCCAGUGACAGGAGAGUUGGGGAUCUCUUUAUCUCUGAAGAAAACUCUGAAACAUCUGUGCAAUACGUGCAAGGAUUUUGACCCUAUUGAUUUUUAACAUUUUUAACGUGGGUUUCGGUCUAAUAUAUUUUGAAGACUUUAAAAAACGAAUUUUAAGAUAUGGCAGUUAAUCAACUAUUGAGGGUCCCAAUGUUUAUGUCAAGGACAGACCUAUUUUGUCGAUUUGGUGGAUUAAUGGGUACGAAAAAGUUUGCUUCUAGCAUUGUUAACGAUGGGAGUGCAAAAGACUUGCGGACAAAAAUUGUUGAUGACGUUUUAGUUGUUACUUUGGAUUUACAAAAUGCAAAAGUAAAUUCUCUAAAUGUAUCCAUGACCUCUGAGAUAAAAUCAAUUUUACAAGAGCUCGAAACAAAUAGCGCUAUCACUUCAGCAGUGGUAAUUUCUGGAAAACCAGGGUGCUUCAUUGCUGGAGCUGAUAUAAGCAUGCUUGAAAAGUGUAGGACCUUGGAAGAGGCUUCAAAUAUUUCGAAAGAAGGACAAGAUUUCUUUCAUCAAAUGGAAAAUAGCCGAAAACCCAUUGUGGCUGCUAUUAAUGGAGUAUGUCUCGGAGGAGGUUUUGAAUUAGCUAUGGCGUGUCAUUAUCGUAUAGCAACAACAUCAAGGACAACAAAACUCGGUACACCGGAAGUUUUAUUAGGUCUUCUUCCUGGUGCUGGCGGUACAGUUCGGCUUUCGGAACUUAGUAACGUGACAACAGCUUUAGAUUUGUGUCUCACAGGAAAACGUGUAUCACCGAACAGAGCGAAAAAAAUAGGAUUGGUAGAUUUGUUAGUUAAUACAUUAGGGCCAGGAUUAGCUCCAAAUGAAGAAAAUACCAUGCAAUAUUUGGAAAAAAUCGCAAUCCAAGUAGCAAAAGACAUUGCCAGUGAAAAAUUAAAGGUAAAUCGUGGAAGUAAAAGUUUGAUGGAUAAAGUUUUGAAGGCCUCUAUGGGUGUAGAUUUCAUCAGAAACAAUAUAUUCAAAACUGCCCAAAAGCAAGUUUUAAGGCUAUCAAACGGCCUUUAUCCCGCACCUUUAAAAAUAAUCGAUGUUAUUCGAACAGGUAUUGAAAAAGGAACUUCAGCUGGAUAUGAAGCUGAAAGCAAAGCAUUUGGAGAACUUGUUAUGACUCCGGAGUCAAAAGGCCUUAUUAGCCUAUUUCGUGGCCAAACUGAAUGUAGAAAGAACCGUUUUGGCCAUCCAAAAUCAGAAGUUAAAACUGUCGGGGUGUUAGGUGCUGGACUUAUGGGUGCUGGUAUUGCCCAAGUAUCAGUUAACAAUGGAUAUCAAGUUUUUAUUAAAGACACAUCCAUUAAAGGACUAGCACGGGGAGUGGAACAAAUCCAAAAAGGAUUAGACGCUCAAGUGAAGAGAAAAAGAAUUAGCGUCGUGGAAUGCAAUCAAAUAAUAUCAAAAUUAAAACCUACACUCGAUUAUAAAAAGUUUCAAAAUGCAGACAUAGUCAUAGAGGCCGUAUUUGAAGAUUUAAAAGUCAAGCAUGCAGUAAUUUCAGAAUUGGAGUCUAUAGUGCCUCCUCAUUGCAUAAUCGCAACCAACACAAGUGCCAUACCUAUCAAAAAUAUCGCUGAGGUCAGCUCAAGACCUGAAAAUUUGAUAGGCAUGCAUUACUUUUCACCUGUUGACAAAAUGCAAUUACUCGAAAUAAUUACUCAUCCGAAAACUUCUAAGGAAACUACAGCUAAAGCUGUGGCUGUAGGCCUUAAACAAGGAAAAGUAGUGAUUACAGUAAAUGACGGCCCUGGUUUUUAUACAACACGUAUUUUAUCAACUAUUUUGUAUGAAGGAAUCAGGCUUAUGCAGGAGGGCGUGGAACCAACUGAACUUGACAAUUUAACAAAACGAUUUGGUUUUCCAGUAGGCGCUGCUACAUUAUUUGAUGAGGUUGGAAUUGAUGUGGGUGCUCACAUUGCUUUCGAUUUGGCCAAAGCAUUCGGACAACGGUUUAGUGGAGGAAAUUUAAAUUUGUUGCAAGAUUUAGUUCUAGCGGGAUUUUUAGGUAGGAAAUCCGGGAAGGGCAUAUUUGUAUACGAUGGAACUCAAGGAAAGGGCAGUCGGCCUGUAAAUAUUGAUUUCCUUACCGUUGUAAAAGAGAAAUAUUCUCUUGUCUCAAAGGGAGCAAAUACAACAGAAGAUUUAACUAUACGAAUGGUGUCGCGUUUUGUGAAUGAAGCUGUUCUCUGCUUAGAAGAAGGAAUUUUGGAUAAUCCUUUAGAAGGUGAUAUUGGUGCUGUAUUUGGUUUAGGAUUUCCACCUUUCUCAGGAGGACCAUUCCGUUGGGUCGAUCAUUACACAGCAUCAAAAUUAGUAGAAAAAAUGAAGUCAUAUGCUGAUUUGUAUGGCAUCGCAUUUAAACCUGCACAAACCUUGGUGGAUAUGGCGAAAGAUUCUUCGAAGAAAUUCUAUCCAAACUAACUUGCUCAUAUGAAACCUUUACCACUGUAUGGAUUAUGUAGCAACAUCAUGUAGUAUCUAGAAUAAGCAAUUUUUUACUCAUUAAGUUAAAAAUAUAAUCGUAAAUAAAUCGUUAAAUAUACUCUAGUGAA